ACUGUAUUGAAACAGUCCCGCUGUGUGAGAGGAACCAAUAUCGCGGGGCUGCAGCGACCCGGAGCUUUCCUGAUGAGCGACGGGGAGAAGAUGGCAGCGGCCGUGGUGCAGAUGGCCUGCUCUUACCGCGGCAUGUUAGCCGUGAGGAACGCGGGAAUCCGCGCCCUAAUUCCCGGUAUAGUGCCCUCCCACUUCCGCGCCUUCUCCGUGAAGAAAGAGCCGGAGCUAGAGGACAAUCCGUACUACAGUAAAUACGAGGAGAAGAUCAAGAGACUGCGGAGUGCAAAGCCUCAAGAAUACAAAGCCCGUCUUGAAAAGAGCAGUGAGGUGAAGAAGGAACCUCUUGGACGCUCAAAGCAAGCUGAGUUCAUCAGACUUCUGGAUCAGGAGAUGGAGAAAAAAGGCAAUGCAGAAUCCAGAGGUUUUACCAAAAACAAGACUUUAGGAUCUAUCCUCAACCUUGAUAUGGUUCAAGACAAGUCUGGAAGUGAAAUUGGAGAGCUUUGGAUGCAGUACUUCUCAACAAAAGACACAAUCAGUGCUGGGAUACCGGGGUCGACUUUUGAGACGAUGAUCACUCGAUCCAGGUCAUGCCCAACGUUCUUGUACGCUCUGCCGCGUAAAGAAGGCUAUGAAUUCUUUCUGGGUCAGUGGGCUGGUCAGGAGCUACACUUCUCUUCUCUCAUCAACGUCCAGACCUUGGGCGAGAACGCACCCAGCCAGCUGAUACUGUACCACUAUUCCGACCUGCAGAAGGACAAGGAUAUUGUGCUGCUGACUGCAGAAAUGGAUAGCAAAUUUAUUACUGUUCAUGAGGCUCAGUGCUUGGCCAAUCAAGUGCAACUGUUCUACGCGGCUCAGAGGCACGAGACCUUUCAGCUGGUGGAGGCUUUCAACCACAGGCCGACAGAUUUUAAGCACAUGUCUGUGAUAGCAGAACUAGAACAGAGCGGAAUAGGACUAGGAGCAAAAACAAAGUAAUGGCCAUUUCCGUGGACACAGAGGCCUGGCGAAAUCCACUGGCAGGACCUUCCCAAUGGAUUUAGUCUUCUCUUUAAUCCUGUUCACGCGUUCAAAAAGAGACUUAUUUAAGUGGACUGAAUAUACCUAGUACAUCAAACUUGCUACCAUGUAUGCAGGUUGACACAGUGUGAUUUGCUUUGUUUGUACUUCAUAAAACGCCAUGUCUUUUGAUGCA
Messenger RNA from Astyanax mexicanus (Mexican tetra), 1198 nucleotides. RefSeq names its product ATP synthase mitochondrial F1 complex assembly factor 1 (gene atpaf1). Gene Ontology annotation, cellular component: mitochondrion. Lineage: Eukaryota; Metazoa; Chordata; Actinopteri; Characiformes; Acestrorhamphidae. Gene Ontology annotation, biological process: mitochondrial proton-transporting ATP synthase complex assembly. The record is from RefSeq and is a predicted model, not a curated record. The transcript is spliced from 9 exons. The coding region runs from base 73 to 981 and encodes 302 amino acids.